AUGGCUCUGAACACACUGCUGGCCACCUUGUUGUGCACCAUCGUGCUCCCCGUCCUGCUCUUUCUGGUGGCGGUGAAGCUGUGGGAGGUUUACAUGAUCCGAGGCAGAGACCCGAGCUGCCCCAGCCCGCUGCCCCCGGGAUCCAUGGGCUUACCUUUCAUUGGAGAGACGCUGCAGCUUAUCCUCCAGAGGAGAAAGUUUCUGCGGAUGAAGCGGCAGAAAUACGGCUACAUCUACCGCACGCACCUCUUCGGGAACCCCACGGUGCGCUUAACGGGAGCGGAUAACGUCAGGCAGAUUUUGCUCGGGGAGCACAAGCUCGUGUCCGUGCAGUGGCCCGCGUCUGUGCGCACCAUCCUGGGCUCGGACACGCUGUCCAACGUACACGGAUCCCUGCACAAGACCAAGAAAAAGGCCAUCAUGCGGGCCUUCUCCAGGGAGGCUCUGGAGCUUUACAUCCCCGUCAUCCAGGAGGAGGUGCGGGCUUCAGUAAAGGAGUGGCUGACGAGGGACUCUUGCGUGCUGGUCUACCCAGAGAUGAAGCGGCUUAUGUUCCGCAUAGCCAUGAGGAUCCUGCUGGGCUUUGAGCCGGAGCAGAUCAAGACUGAUGAGCAGCAGCUGGUGGAGGCUUUCGAGGAAAUGAUCAAGAAUCUGUUUUCCCUGCCCAUCGACGUGCCCUUCAGUGGACUGUACAGGGGUCUGAAGGCGAGGAACUUCAUCCACUCCAAGAUAGAGGAGAACAUCAAGAAGAAGGUGCAGGAGUCCGACAGGGGGUCCAGUCACAGGGACGCUCUGCAGCAGCUAAUAGACAGCAGCAAGAAGAAUGGAGAGCCGUUCAGCAUGCAGGCCAUUAAGGAGUCUGCUACAGAGCUGUUGUUCGGGGGCCAUGAAACCACAGCCAGCACAGCCACCUCUCUGAUCAUGUUCCUGGGCCUGAACCCUGAGGUUGUGGACAGACUGAGGCAGGAACUAAUGGACAAGGAGGAGCAGGGGAUGGACUUCCAGAACCUGAACAUCGAGUGCUUGGAGCAGUUAAAAUACACCAGCUGUGUCAUUAAAGAGACUUUGAGGAUCAACCCUCCUGUCCCCGGAGGCUUCAGAGUGGCCCUCAAGACCUUUGAACUAAAUGGUUACCAAAUUCCCAAAGGCUGGAAUGUCAUCUACAGUAUCUGCGACACCCAUGAUGUGGCAGAGAUCUUCCCCAACAAGGAGGACUUCCAACCGGAACGCUUCAUGACCAAAAUCUCAACCGACUCCUCCAGGUUCCAGUACAUCCCGUUCGGGGGCGGCUCCAGGAUGUGCGUGGGGAAGGAAUUUGCCAAAGUCCUGCUGAAGAUCUUCCUGGUGGAAGUGGUCACAAAGUGUCACUGGACUCUUUUAAACGGGCCGCCCACCAUGAAAACAGGACCUACUGUCUAUCCUGUGGACAAUCUGCCAACCAAGUUUACCAGCUAUGUACAGAAUUAAACUGAGGUGACGAGCGGUUGUUUCUGAAGAGCAGCGUGUGAAAUUUGAGGUUUCUCGAAUUGUGUGUUUUGUGGAAGCACU
This is a messenger RNA of Toxotes jaculatrix (banded archerfish), 1548 nucleotides long. RefSeq names its product cytochrome P450 26A1 (gene cyp26a1). The record is from RefSeq and is a predicted model, not a curated record. Gene Ontology annotation, biological process: sterol metabolic process. Lineage: Eukaryota; Metazoa; Chordata; Actinopteri; Toxotidae. Gene Ontology annotation, molecular function: heme binding; monooxygenase activity; iron ion binding. Bases 1 to 1467 code for a protein of 488 amino acids. The transcript is spliced from 7 exons.